Molecule: messenger RNA, 3801 nt
Organism: Arabidopsis arenosa
Lineage: Eukaryota; Viridiplantae; Streptophyta; Magnoliopsida; Brassicales; Brassicaceae
Source: the annotation of a GenBank genome assembly
AAGACGAACAAAACUCCUUCAAAGUGAGGGACAAAAAAUGGCGAAUUUACUGGAAACAUCAAUCUUCUUCUCCUCGGCUGAUAAAUUGAUUUCAUUCGCGUCUCAUAAUUCUCAAAGCCAUCUUCUCCCUUUCUCUGCUUUCAUCAAUGGAGGAAGAAGGAGACGCAAAAGCUCAACUAUCACCUUUGCUUCCGACACUGUCACUUACAGUAGCAUCACCAGUACGGAGGUAAAAAGCUCUGUUGAGGAUCCUAUGGAAGUUGAGGUUGCUGAAGGCUACACUAUGGCUCAGUUCUGUGACAAGAUCAUUGAUCUUUUCUUGAAUGAGAAACCUAAAGUUAAACAAUGGAAGACUUAUUUGGUUUUAAGAGAUGAAUGGAACAAGUACAGUGUUAAUUUCUAUAGGCGUUGCAGAAUCCGAGCUGAUUCCGAAACUGAUCCUAUAUUGAAGCAGAAGCUGUUAUCUUUGGAAAGUAAAGUCAAGAAGAUAGAUGAGGAAAUGGAGAAGCACAAUGACCUAUUGAAGGAGAUUCAAGAAAACCCGACUGACAUAAACGCAAUCGCUGCCAAGAGACGCAGAGACUUCACGGGAGAGUUUUUCCGCUAUGUCGCUUUGUUAUCAGAAACUCUUGAUGGCUUAGAAGACCGAGAUGCUGUUGCGAGGCUUGCAACUAGAUGUUUAUCUGCUGUGAGUGCUUAUGACAAUACUUUGGAGAGUGUUGAGACUCUAGAUUCUGCUCAAGCAAAGUUUGAUGAUAUUUUAAACUCUCCAUCCGUGGAUGCCGCUUGCGAAAAGAUCAGAAGUUUAGCCAAGUCAAAGGAGCUAGAUUCUUCACUGAUUUUAUUAAUAAACAGUGCUUACGCUGCAGCUAAAGAGUCUCAAACCGUUACAAACGAGGCUAAAGACGUAAUGUAUCAUUUAUACAAAGCUACAAAGAGCAGUCUUAGAAGCAUUACACCGAAAGAGAUCAAACUUUUAAAGUACUUGCUCAACAUAACAGACCCCGAAGAACGAUUCUCUGCUCUAGCAACAGCAUUCUCUCCUGGCGAUGACCAUGAAGCUAAGGACCCUAAAGCAUUAUACACGACGCCAAAAGAGCUGCAUAAGUGGAUAAAAAUAAUGCUUGAUGCUUACCAUCUCAACAAAGAAGAAACUGACAUUAAAGAAGCUAAACAGAUGAGCCAACCAAUUGUUAUACAGCGGCUUUUCAUCCUCAAGGACACAAUCGAAGACGAGUAUUUAGACAAGAAAACAAUCGUGGCUGAUGAAAAUCAAAAGAAGGAAGAAGAUACCAGCCAAACAUUUCUUUUGUUCGUCUCCGACCUUAAACCCUACGAUCUCCACCGACUCUCAUCCAAUCAAAUGGCCUCCGUCGCGCUUCUACGGUCCCUUCGCCGCCGUGAAGUCCAAACGGCUUCCGUAUCUGCGUUUAAAUCCAUCUCCGCAAAUGGAAAGACGUCUUUGUUUGGGAAAUUGGGUUACUUGGCGAGACCUUUCUGCUCGAGGCCUGUGGGGAAUGAUGUUAUCGGUAUUGAUUUGGGUACUACCAAUUCUUGUGUAGCUGUGAUGGAAGGAAAGACCCCUAGGGUUAUUGAGAAUGCGGAAGGAAGUCGAACCACACCAUCAGUCGUUGCUAUUAACCAAAAAGGGGAACUCCUUGUUGGUACACCAGCUAAACGUCAGGCUGUGACUAAUCCAACAAACACGAUUUUCGGUUCUAAACGUUUGAUUGGGAGACGUUUUGACGAUCCACAGACACAGAAGGAGAUGAAAAUGGUUCCUUACAAGAUUGUUAAGGCACCUAACGGUGAUGCUUGGGUUGAAGCCAAUGGACAGAUGUUUUCUCCCAGUCAGAUUGGAGCUAAUAUCCUCACUAAAAUGAAGGAAACCGCUGAAGCUUACCUCGGGAAAUCUAUCACCAAAGCUGUUGUUACUGUUCCAGCUUAUUUCAAUGAUGCACAGAGACAAGCCACCAAGGAUGCUGGGAAAAUCUCUGGUCUUGAUGUCCUGAGGAUCAUCAACGAACCUACAGCUGCUGCACUAUCAUAUGGUAUGAACAACAAGGAAGGUGUCAUUGCAGUGUUUGAUCUUGGAGGUGGAACCUUUGAUGUUUCUAUCUUGGAAAUCUCAAGUGGUGUUUUUGAGGUUAAAGCAACAAAUGGAGAUACCUUUUUGGGAGGAGAAGACUUUGACAACACUUUGUUGGAGUACUUGGUUGAUGAGUUCAAAAGAUCAGAUAAUAUUGAUCUGACUAAAGACAAGCUUGCCCUCCAGAGGCUGAGAGAAGCUGCAGAGAAGGCCAAGAUUGAGCUCUCUUCUACAUCUCAGACCGAAAUCAACCUGCCUUUUAUUACAGCGGAUGCUUCAGGAGCUAAGCACUUGAAAAUCACCUUAACGAGGUCAAAGUUUGAAGCUCUGGUGGGCAAAUUGAUUGAGAGAACAAGAUCCCCGUGCCAAAACUGCCUGAAGGAUGCUGGAAUCACAGUUAAGGAAGUUGAUGAGGUUCUUCUUGUUGGUGGAAUGACCCGUGUUCCCAAAGUGCAAGAGAUAGUUUCUGAGAUCUUUGGGAAGAGUCCUUGUAAAGGUGUUAACCCGGAUGAAGCGGUUGCCAUGGGAGCAGCCAUUCAAGGUGGUAUCCUCCGUGGUGAUGUGAAGGAGUUGCUUCUUUUGGAUGUGACUCCUCUCUCAUUAGGUCUCGAAACACUUGGAGGAAUCUUCACCAAGUUGAUUCAACGAAACACCACUAUUCCCACAAAGAAGUCUCAGGUUUUCUCUACGGCUGCAGACAACCAGAUGCAAGUGGGAAUCAAAGUUCUUCAGGGAGAACGUGAAAUGGCAUCGGACAACAAAUUGCUUGGAGAAUUCGAUCUUAUGGGGAUCCCACCAGCACCUAGAGGAAUGCCACAGAUCGAAGUUACAUUCGACAUUGAUGCCAAUGGUAUUGUUACUGUGUCAGCGAAAGACAAAGCAACAGGUAAAGAGCAACAGAUCACAAUCAGAUCUUCAGGUGGUCUCUCAGACGAUGAGAUUAACAGAAUGGUGAAAGAAGCUGAGCUUAACGCACAGAAGGAUCAAGAGAAGAAGCAACUUAUCGACCUUAGGAACAGUGCUGAUACUACCAUAUACAGUGUUGAGAAGAGCUUGAGUGAAUACAGAGAGAAGAUUCCAGCUGAGAUUGCCUCUGAGAUCGAAACUGCAGUGUCUGAUCUCAGGACUGCUAUGGCUGGUGAGGAAAUUGAAGACAUCAAGGCUAAGCUCGAAGCUGCGAACAAGGCAGUGUCGAAGAUCGGAGAACACAUGUCUAAGGGAUCCGGAUCAUCUGAUUCCUCUGGACCCUCUGGUGAGGGUACAAGUGGAACUGAGCAGACGCCUGAAGCUGAGUUCGAGGAGGCGAGCGGUUCAAGGAAGUGAGGUUGCUAACCGGUUCCAUACAGAAUUCAGGUUUUUUUCCAAAUAAGUUUACAAGCUUAUCUCCCUCACAAAUUUGAUUAGUUUUGUGUAUUUAAAACCUUAUUUGAGAGGUACCUCUUGAUAUCUUUGAAACCUAUUGAGAGUCUCGGAUGUAGUUUCUUUGAUUGGUUUUUUCAUGAAAUUUACGGUUAUUAUCUUGACCGGUUAAUGAGUCAAUUUCAGAUAAGAUUAUGACCUCUUAAGUUUGUUUUAUGGAUGAAGAAUGGCGGUAAUUGAAUUGUUUUGUAACCCUUAAAACCUCUUUGAAAGUAUAUAACAAUUUCUAGGAAAAUGUGGGCGUUGUCGGUUUUUUGAAGUGCAAAGAAGCUUAAUGAAAAGACUUGGUCAUG